Molecule: messenger RNA, 465 nt
Organism: Psilocybe cubensis
Lineage: Eukaryota; Fungi; Basidiomycota; Agaricomycetes; Agaricales; Agrocybaceae
Exons: 3
Coding region: 1-465 (154 amino acids)
Biological process (GO): response to hydrogen peroxide; protein folding; response to heat
Source: RefSeq, a predicted model, not a curated record
AUGUCGAUUUUCUACUACGAGCCCUUUUACGACUUCGAACAAUUCCUCGACAAUGCACUCACUACUCGCUCCAAACCAGAAGGGGCGAUCCAGCUACGUUCGAAAGAAGGAGACAACAGUAUCACCACAUUGAGGCCCAGAAUGGACCUUCAUGAAGACUCCAAACAGAACAUCGUGACUGCUACUUUUGAACUUCCCGGUCUCAAGAAAGAGGACGUUGACAUCCAGGUCAACAAUAAUCGUUUGACCAUCUCCGGUGAAAGCAAAAUAUCUACUGAGAAGGAAGAAAACGGAUAUGUCGCCAGAGAGAGGCGGUUCGGGAAGUUUUCGAGGACACUCCAGCUUCCUCAUGGCGUCGAGGACAAACAAAUCAAAGCUGGGUUGGACAAUGGUGUGCUUACUGUCACUUUCCCCAAGUCUGUCGCUCCGAAGGCGCAGGAAUCGAAGAAAAUUACCAUUAAUUAG